Messenger RNA from Anthostomella pinea, 747 nucleotides. Lineage: Eukaryota; Fungi; Ascomycota; Sordariomycetes; Xylariales; Xylariaceae. The record is from the annotation of a GenBank genome assembly.
AUGAAGGAUGCUGGUCGCCAGGUCCCCAACCGCAUGUUGUGGUCCAUGUUUCUCUGCUUGACGCGGGCCCGCAUAGCGAUGUCAUACCCGCCGUGGGGUUCUGUAGCCAAUCCUAUCGAGAGGGAGUCCAUAUCGCCAGCCACCGCACCGUUGAAGCUGAUCCAUGACGACCUCCACGACGAGAACAUCAUGCUCGGUGGCCUAUCGCACAGCGAUCUGGAACAUCGGCUUGCUCCCAUUCUGAAGCCGCUCGACUUCGGCAAAGCAGCGCAGAACCCAGGCGCCGAUAUAGACUCGGCUGUCAAGAGGAACAUCCAAGAUAUCGGGAAGAUUAUGACCACCUUGGUGAUGAGGGUAUACGCCCCCUGGGCUGAGCAAGACGUCGUGGUAAACGUUCGUGACGCCCAGGGGUUGGCUGUGCCGCUCAAGGUCUACACACACCCACGUCUGGACGAAGUAUCGCACAUCUCUACGGACCUGAAGGAUCUGAUAUUUAGAUGCCAGUCCGUUGAUGCACAAGAGCGGCCAUCGCUAGAGGAGUUACUGCAGUUAUGUGGAAAUGCUGUGAACAACUCCGUAGCUCAAGACUACCGUGGUAUUCCCGGCUACAGCUCCUUCUGGGAAACGGAUGAAGCCAUUCGCGACCUCGAACAGCGAGUCCUACUCGAUGCUGACACUGUUCCGGCCACGGGGCGGCGGCGAAGUCUACCAGGGCCGCAGCCAGCAACAGUUUCACCGAACACGUGA